Messenger RNA from Hibiscus syriacus, 3157 nucleotides. RefSeq lists its product as uncharacterized. Gene Ontology annotation, molecular function: protein binding. The record is from RefSeq and is a predicted model, not a curated record. The coding region runs from base 365 to 3115 and encodes 916 amino acids. The transcript is spliced from 10 exons. NCBI's taxonomy places the organism in Eukaryota, Viridiplantae, Streptophyta, Magnoliopsida, Malvales, Malvaceae.
GUUUAGCUGCUAUGAGCAACGCCGGCCGCCGCGUUAAGCUCGAUCUCUUCGCGGAACCCUCUGAAGAUUUGGGUGGCUCCUCAGUACAAGAAGAAAUUGAUGGGGAACCGAAACAUCUUGCAGGGUUGCCCAAUUCACAAUCUUCUCCAGGUGGGUUCCGUCAGUUCUCUUCAAAAGGAAUAUGUAGAGAGAGCAUGAGUGGUCUACAAUAUUUUGGUGGAAAUUGGAAUCUAUGCCAGACAUAUAUGUUGUUUGCCCCAGAAUUUGUUUUCAGAUUGUAGGUGUAAGCUGUGGUCUUGGGAACAUUCAUACGGAACUGAUUGGGCCAAAUCAAUCUGAUAUUUUGAACGUGUAACAAUCUGUUAUGCUCUAUUUCGCUGCAUCCAAGCUUUUUGCAGAUUUCUUCUGGGAAAUUUUUAUCUCGGUUCGUCAGCAACCACCAAAUCCUUUGUUAUUACUCGGCCAAUAUAGUGAUGAUGAGUUGGAUGAGAAGUUGGAUAAAAGACAAGAGCAUGGCACUUUGAAUGGUUCUUUAUCUGACCAUGAUGACCAGGUUAAGGGUCCCCUAAGUGAGAUCUGCAAAAAUUCAGAAGCUGACGCAGGUGAAAGUCUAGAUACUCUAAAGGUCAAUCAGCUGAACAUAGAGAAAGAUUCUACUCCAAACUCUAUCCAGAACUUGGUCGGCAUUGAUAACAAAGGAGAUAUUUAUCUCACAAAUGAAUCAGUCAAGAAUGAUUCUACCGAACAAGAUUCUGUUGCUGGAACUUCUGAAGUACAGGCCACUCAAGAUGUGGGUUCAGGCUGGAGGAUUGUAAUGCAUGAAGAGAGUAAUCAGUAUUACUACUGGAACACUGAAACUGGUGAAACUUCAUGGGAGGUGCCUACUGUUUUGAAUCAGAUAAACCAAUCUACAUCUCACCUGAAAGCACCUAUUGUUGAAGAUAUGGAGGUUGCUCAAGUGGAUGCACAUGAUUUGAGUUCAACUGUACGUACCCAAUCGGUUGAUGUUGGUGACAAUGUAAUUCUUCAGAGCAAGGUGCAUGACAAUGAGGCCAAGUUAGACGAGCACGAUGGAGGAUGCAAAAAUGAAGCUUUGAAGGAUAAAAUCUCUGAUGUCUGUAGAAGUGAUUUCCAAAGUAGCUUAGAUGCUGUCGAUACUUGUUUGGUUGAUGGGAGUUUAGAUCAGUCUGGAAAGCCUACACAUGAUGUGCUUGCUAAUGAUGAUAAUAAAGCAGUGAUUGAUCUAUCUAUUCAUCUUUUAAGGCAAGGGGAGUGUUUACUAGAGAGACUGAAGUCACUAAAAGUCUCUGAAGACUAUCUGCAAGAUCAGGGCUGGAUGUCUAAAUGCAUUUUAGAAGUUGAGAUUAGACUUUCAGAUAUCAGAUCGUUGCUUUCAUAUGGAUCAUCUUUAUCACCAUUUUGGACACACUGUGAAAGGCAGCUAAAUCAGCUUGAAAGUAUUAUCAAUGAUAAAAUUUACCAGCUUGCAAAAUCAGCAAUUAUGGAAGAGGCUGAAGAAGCUCCCGACUCUUUUGAAGAAAAGCUCGAGAUAAAGGAAGGUUCAUACAACAAAGUUGAAGCAGAUGGAGAGGAUAUCAAUACAAUUGCUUAUGCACCUAUCACUUCUCAUGUUUCUUCUAAUUCUGCAGCAUUAAUUGUAGGAGGUAGUGAUGUAAAUAAUCAAGUUUCCUCCAGCAAUGCUGCCCACAAUGUAGGUGUUCCUACUUUUGGUUCACCUACUGAACGUUGUGAACAUGAAAUUGAAGAAGGUGAACUGGUAGAUGGAGAUACACUUUCUGGAGAAAAUUCUAAGACUGGAGUCUAUGCCAGAGAGGGUGAUGAUAUGGAUGUGGACAUGGAAGUUGAAGAUGUAAUACCACCGAUCAAUGUGGCGCUCGGAGAUGUGCCCCCCAUCACUACAGGUCAACUAAAGAAUUCCACUGAUUACUCGGCUGUUCUGCCACCUCCAAAUGAGGAGUGGAUUCCUCCACCUCCUCCUGACACUGAACAAAUUCCACCACCUCCUCCUGAUAAUGAACAAGUUCCUCCACCUCCGCCUGAUGAGCCUCCCGAGCAUUCAUAUCCUCUUGCCCCAUCUCAUAUAGAGACUACACCUCUCACUUAUGCAGAACAAUACAACCUAAUGUAUUCUGAUCCAAGUUAUCAGUAUUAUGGACAUGCAGUUAAUCAAAUUCCUGUUGGUGGUUUCUAUGGACAUGCUGAUGGAACUCAAAUUGCUGUACCCCAAGCAUCAUUUUACUAUCAAGCAAUUCCAAACACGUACUCUGAAAGUGCAUCAGUUUCCAUUAAAUCUGUUGAACCUGUAAUAUUUUAUGAUCUUCAAGGUAGGGGAGCAUCUUCCGUGCCUGUAGCUGGUGGUGCUGAAUCUUUUCAGUUGCAUAGUGAAGUGGGUACUAUCAGUUCUAAUACUAUUGCCUCAAAUCAAGUUGGAUCUGGUGGUGAUAUUGCAUUAGCAGGAGUUGGUCCGAGGGCCGAUGAUCCUAUUGUUAAUGAGAAGACUGAGGUUGCAUCAGUGGGGAGCUCUUGUACUUUUACUACCAUUGAAGCUCCUGCAACUGUUUCUGUUAAAGAAAGUUCUGCUGCCGCUGCUGCAACUUCAUCAUCAGCUCUGAAGGUUCAAUCUAAAGCUGCACGAACUAAAAAGAAGACUGUUGCUGUCACAUCCUCAUUGAGGUCUAAUAAGAAGGUCUCCUCUUUGGUGGACAAGUGGAAAGCUGCCAAAGAGGAGUUGCAAGAGAAUGCAGAAAAUGAGCCUGAAAAUGCUUAUGAGAUAUUAGAAAAGAAGCGACAACGGGAAAUAGAGGAGUGGCAUUCCCAGCAAAUUGCCAGUGGAGAGGCUAAAUAUAAUGCAAAUUUUCAACCUUUGGGUGGUGAUUGGCGUGAAAAAGUGAAGCGGAGAAGAGCACAAAAGGCCAAAGAAUCAACAGAGACUUUCUCAGAGUCACUACCUGAUGGAAACCAACAACCUGAUUUAGAUGAACUCUCAAGAGGUCUACCUUCUGGAUGGCAGGCAUAUUGGGAUGAAGCUUCAAAACAGGUCUAUUACGGAAACGUCAACACCUCGGAGACAACUUGGAUUAGACCCACAAAAUAAGUUUCGAUACUAAUUGUAUGAGUAUUUUUGAGUUGGAUCGGA